Symphalangus syndactylus (siamang) is the source of this 2628-nucleotide messenger RNA. RefSeq names its product copine 4 (gene CPNE4). NCBI's taxonomy places the organism in Eukaryota, Metazoa, Chordata, Mammalia, Primates, Hylobatidae. Gene Ontology annotation, cellular component: plasma membrane. The record is from RefSeq and is a predicted model, not a curated record. Gene Ontology annotation, molecular function: calcium-dependent phospholipid binding. Gene Ontology annotation, biological process: cellular response to calcium ion.
GGGUUGCUGGGUGCAUGGGUUUCGUCAGAAGGUGGAAAUCUCUCUGUGAGAAGCUGCCAUCUCCCCGCCACCCGCUCUUCCCCUUCUCUUUCUGCCAUCCUCCUUUCCUUCCUCCCUCGAUCCACUCCACUCCACUCCCUCCCUCUUUUCUCAGUAGCCUCCUCUUUACUCUCUGAGUUAACUGAGAGCCGACCUGCCAUCUCCAACAUUUUCACCCUCUUUCCCCGCCCCCAUCACCGAGAAUGGAGUCAGGGUUUCCGGAGAGACCAAACUCUGCUCUCAGCACCUUUCCCAGCUGCUGUUGCUAAACUGACCUCGGAGGACGAGAGGGGAAGGAGGUGCGACGCCCCUUACAUCAGUACAUAACUACCACACCAACCACCUCCACUUCAAAGCCGGAUUUUGCAUACUGGGGGCGGGACAGACCUCGUCCCGGGCUGAAUUCUCUCUCCACUGUUCGAGAUUGGCACACCCAGAAUGAAGAAGAUGAGCAACAUUUAUGAGUCCGCUGCCAACACACUGGGAAUCUUUAACAGCCCCUGCCUGACCAAAGUUGAGCUGCGUGUGGCGUGCAAAGGCAUUUCUGACAGAGAUGCCCUUUCCAAACCAGACCCCUGUGUCAUCCUCAAGAUGCAGUCUCACGGACAGUGGUUUGAGGUUGACAGGACUGAGGUGAUUCGCACCUGCAUAAACCCAGUGUACUCAAAACUGUUUACUGUGGACUUUUACUUUGAGGAGGUUCAGCGCCUGCGGUUUGAAGUCCAUGACAUCAGCAGCAACCACAAUGGGCUGAAGGAGGCCGACUUCCUUGGUGGCAUGGAGUGCACACUUGGCCAGAUUGUUUCCCAGAGAAAGCUGUCCAAAUCCUUGCUGAAGCAUGGGAACACAGCAGGGAAAUCUUCCAUCACGGUGAUUGCUGAAGAAUUAUCUGGCAAUGACGACUACGUUGAGCUUGCAUUCAAUGCACGGAAAUUGGAUGACAAGGAUUUCUUCAGUAAAUCUGACCCAUUUCUGGAAAUUUUUCGUAUGAAUGAUGAUGCAACUCAGCAGCUGGUGCACCGAACUGAGGUUGUGAUGAAUAACUUAAGCCCAGCCUGGAAAUCAUUCAAAGUAUCCGUAAAUUCUCUAUGCAGCGGAGACCCAGACCGCCGGCUGAAGUGCAUAGUAUGGGACUGGGACUCCAAUGGCAAGCAUGACUUCAUUGGAGAAUUUACCUCGACAUUCAAGGAGAUGAGAGGAGCAAUGGAAGGGAAACAGGUGCAGUGGGAGUGCAUCAAUCCCAAGUACAAAGCCAAGAAGAAGAAUUACAAGAACUCAGGCACUGUGAUUCUGAAUCUGUGCAAGAUUCACAAGAUGCACUCUUUCUUGGACUACAUCAUGGGUGGCUGCCAAAUCCAGUUUACAGUAGCUAUAGAUUUCACUGCCUCAAACGGGGACCCCAGGAACAGCUGUUCCUUGCACUACAUCCACCCUUACCAACCCAAUGAGUAUCUGAAAGCUUUGGUAGCUGUGGGGGAGAUUUGCCAAGACUAUGACAGUGACAAAAUGUUCCCUGCCUUUGGGUUUGGUGCCAGGAUACCUCCAGAGUACACGGUCUCUCAUGACUUUGCAAUCAACUUUAAUGAAGACAACCCAGAAUGUGCAGGAAUUCAAGGAGUUGUGGAAGCCUAUCAAAGCUGUCUUCCUAAGCUCCAACUCUACGGUCCCACCAACAUUGCCCCCAUCAUCCAGAAGGUUGCCAAGUCAGCGUCAGAGGAAACUAACACCAAGGAGGCAUCGCAAUACUUCAUCCUGCUGAUCCUGACAGACGGUGUCAUCACAGACAUGGCCGACACCCGGGAGGCCAUUGUCCAUGCCUCCCACCUCCCCAUGUCAGUCAUCAUCGUGGGAGUAGGGAAUGCUGACUUCAGUGACAUGCAGAUGCUGGACGGUGACGAUGGGAUUCUGAGGUCACCCAAGGGAGAGCCUGUUCUUCGAGACAUCGUCCAGUUCGUGCCCUUCAGGAACUUCAAACACGCAUCUCCAGCUGCCCUGGCAAAGAGCGUGUUGGCUGAAGUCCCAAACCAAGUUGUGGACUAUUACAAUGGCAAAGGAAUUAAACCAAAAUGUUCAUCAGAAAUGUAUGAAUCUUCCAGAACACUAGCACCAUGAACUCCCCACGCAGUUUUACAGAGUUCUGAAAUACUACUCCUGCUAAUAUUUCAUAUUUAAUACUUCUACUACUCCUGUAUUUUAAAAAAACAACAACACAUACACAUUUAAAAAUAGCACGUUUUGGUGAUUUUUAACUAUCUGACGAUUUUUUUUGCAUGUGUAGCCCUGAGGCUUGGAUCUGUUAAACCCUCGUAUUGUUAACUUUUUACAAAGAAAUACAGAUAAUAAUAACUUACUAUUUACAUUACAGCAUGUCGCCUUGAAAUAAAAUGGUAUCUGUAUCUGUUUUUUAUACAGGUUUGUUGAAAUUUUGCUAAAUUUCUUAUCUUUACACUCUACAGCAUUUUGAAACAUUUAUUGAAUGUUGAUAGACAAAAUAUACUUGGUUUUAUCUGCUAUAGGAUGAAAGACUUUUUAAAAUGGCAGAUGCAUGGACUGUAUUUUGCAUGUUUAAAAUAAAAAAAGAAAAACCCA